Messenger RNA from Miscanthus lutarioriparius, 981 nucleotides. The record is from the annotation of a GenBank genome assembly. NCBI's taxonomy places the organism in Eukaryota, Viridiplantae, Streptophyta, Magnoliopsida, Poales, Poaceae.
AUGGGCCUCACGUCGCCAUCUUCCCGCUCAUGGCGAAAGGCCACACGAUGCCGCUGCUGGACCUCGCCUGCCUCCUGCGCGACCGGGGGCUCGCCGCCGUCACCUUCGUCACAACCCCGGGCAACGCCGCCUUCGUCCGCGCCGCGCUGCGGCGAGGCGGGGCAGGGGCCGGCGACGACGCGGCCGUCCUCGAGCUCGCGUACCCGGCCGGCGGGCACGCGCCUACGGUCGGGGAGGCCGCCUGCGUUCGCGGAGGCCACGUCGGCGCUGCGGCCGCGGUUCGAGAAGGCGCUCGCGGCGCUGCGCCCGCCCGCGAGCCUCCUCGUCGCCGAUGGGUUCCUGUACUGGGCGCACGCGUCGGUCACCGCGCUCGGCGUCCCGAGCGUAUCGUUCCUCGGCACGUCCGCGUUCGCGCACGUCGUCCGGGAGGCGUGCGUGCGGGACAAGCCGGGAGCCCCUGCCUCGCCGCAGUUCGACGACGCAACCACUGCCACUGCCACCACGUACUAUACGGUGCCGGAGUUCCCUCACCUCCAGUUCUCCCUCCGCGACCUCGUGCCGCCGCCGCUCCCGAUGAUAGACCUGGAUGCUAAGAUGGCGGCGGCCGUCGCGGCGAGCCGCGGCCUCAUCAUCAACACCUUCCAUGACCUGGAGGGCCGCUACAUAGAGCAUUGGAACCAGCACAUCAGGCCUAAGGUCUGGGCUAUCGGCCCGCUAUGGCUUGCCCGGCAAUCCUCCUCCUCCUCCUUCUCCGGCACCGGCAGUGAACAACUCCACGCCAAACCGUCCUGGAUGCAGUGGCUGGACGGCAUGGCGGCCGCCGGAAAGCCUGUACUGUACAUCUCACUGGGGACACUGGCAGCCAUCUCCAGGGCCGGCCCUGAUUUUUUUGAGGCCCGGGGCGAAACCACAAUCCGGGGCCCUUUAUACAUGCAUGACAUUGACAGUACUAAAUGUAAAUACAUAUAUAUAAACACUUAA